UAAACCGUCUGUGUCUCCCGAAUAGCCAGAACCGCUGACUCUCCAUGCACUUUUGAGAGGGUCCAACAACUUUUCCACGUUGCAUUGCCACAGCUGGAACUUUCAAUUUAUUCCAGUUUGAAACCACUUGUGGACUAUCUUCAGAGCACUYGAGUUUCUACCAAAAGGACCCAUGUGGGUGGUGGAGAAGCUGCGCGUGUCAGCAGAGAGAUCUAACCUGCCUAUCCGAUCUGUAGAACUCAGCUUCAAAAUCGGUGACAUCAUGCUGGGAGACAAAAGUGACAAAUCCAAGAGGAUUUCUCAUUGUCCAAAUAUCAUCACCCCUGAUAACAUCCCAGAGUUCUGCAUCCCGCCAACAAUUUUAUCCCUGCAGGAGAUGAAGAACGCAGAGCAAAAAGGAGCGGCUCGCACGGUCAGGGUGUCGCAGUGGGAGAAGGCUAAACCGGAAACAGAAGUGGCGUUUCACGAGGCUUUUAAUCCCCACAUCAUUCAGGUAGAAAGUGUAGAUGAGAGCCCCUGUGAUGGUUGCAGUGAUGAGGAGACAACCAACGCAGAUCCCCAGAGCCAGGCAGCCUUAUCCCUUCCUCACCUGGCCAAAGCCCAGACCAGCUAUGGCUUUUGUACUUUGCUCGAGAGCCCCCACACCAGGAGGAAGGAGUCCAUUUUCCAUUCUGAUCCAGGUUCCUCUCCGCUGUUGCUGCCCAGGAGUCGAUCCAGUACGUACUCUAAAUUCACCUACCCUGCCUCGCCCAGCUCCUCUCCGUCUUCGUUCAGCCUUAACAGCCUGACCUCCAGGCUUUCCCCGAGAAGCUACAGCAUGAACUGGCAGGCCCCUUUGGACAGCGACACAACUUCCUCCACCGAAUCCUCACCUUUCAGCUCUCCGCUGCUGUCCAGGUGCCCCGCCAAGUCUUCCCUUUUUAAAACGCUGAGCCACGAACUGCUGCUGUCGAGAAACAUCCGAAAAGCAAUGGUGUCCAGGAACAACUCCCUGUCAACAGACGAGGGCAGCUCCACAGACAACAGCCCCAAUAUCAUGAGGAGAACAUCGGAGGGGAUGGCUGAAGGCCUGCCCAGCAGUUACAGCCUGGCACCGCCCAACAUCUUCCCAAUGGACGUAACUCUGCACAGAGAGAGAGCAAUGAAGGAAAGAAUGGUGCCUGUGGGAAAAGAUGGCAGUCUGAGACUCUCAGCAGAGUACUGCCCAGAUAACCAAAGGCUGCGGGUUCGACUGAUCAGCGCCGAGGGCCUUUAUCCCCUCUCUGUGGACCCCAAGAUUAUCAACUGCAGUGUCAGCAUUUCUCUUGUUCCAGGAAAAGUCCAGAAGCAGCGCAGCACGGUAAUAAGAAAGAGCCGCAAUCCGAUAUUUAAUGAAGAUUUCUUCUUUGAUGGUAUCAUGGAGGAAGAGCUCAGCCACAGAUCUCUUCGCUUUAAAGUAGUGAACAAAAUGUCCACCCUGAAAAGAGACUAUCUUCUAGGUGACUGUGAUUUGCCUCUUUCAAGCAUYGUAACAUUAUAAACUUAUCAUUGGACGAAUAUUGUCUGUAUUGAGAUGUUUACAUUGAUUUAUAAAUUGUACAGCGAGAUUUUGUAUGAAAUAAACUAUGAAUAACU
Austrofundulus limnaeus is the source of this 1614-nucleotide messenger RNA. It is a transcript of the gene c2cd4a, whose product is annotated as C2 calcium dependent domain containing 4A. The record is from RefSeq and is a predicted model, not a curated record. The coding region runs from base 173 to 1519 and encodes 448 amino acids. The transcript has 2 exons. NCBI's taxonomy places the organism in Eukaryota, Metazoa, Chordata, Actinopteri, Cyprinodontiformes, Rivulidae.